AUGAACGUGAGCUCGCCAGCGACGGGCACAGCACCACCGCUUGUGAAUAGAGACGAUCUGAGGAGGACGGCUCUACACGUACCCGACCCAUCAGUAAAACAAGCUGCAGACGCAAGAUCAGUCACUGACAGCGGCCAUAAAUCCAAAGUCGAUGAAACCGUUCUGAAGGAUGUAGAGCGUCUUCUGAAAUUGCACUAUCUCCGCUCCCGCAGCUACAAUGAGGCCAUGGAAAUAUUGUAUGGACGUAAUACAACUUCAGAUUUAGAACUGUAUUUCGACUUAUCGGGACAUGCGAACAUUACCCAGACUGGGCUUGAGAAUUUGCUAUCGAAGCUCAAGUUUGAGGACAUUCUCCAAUAUGUCGCUAUUCCAAGAAUCAGCGUGGAGGUGAAUGUGAAUACAGCAAAUAGCAAGCGAGCCCGAGGAUCUGGGCGCUCCUCAAAACAAGAUGGAGAUGGCCGGAGAGACUUGUGCUACAUCUUUGAUCGCUUGAGAAAGAAAGGUGUCAAGACCGUUCUCAAGGUCAUCAUUGACGAUUCAACGAUGCCUGCUCACAGCGAUGAGGCAAUUGAAGAUGCAUUAAAGUUCAUGGACGUGGAGAUUUGGGAUUGGAAAAGGAUGGAUCUAUGCUCUGAGGUCAUACAUAGGGUGGCAUCCAAAGCACGCGAAGUCAAUCUAUACUGGAGCGGCAAUAAUGCAGUUCUUAGAGGAUGGAGUGAAGAAGGUGGCUUGAAGAGAUUAAGUCAGCUGAAAACAGUUCAUCUACACAUCCAACAGGACUUCCGACGACUGCUCUUCGAUGCGGAACGUUACUACGAGCGCGGAAAGGUUGAUGAGACGAUUGAAGAGCCAAUUAAAAUCGCUCUUAUUGAUGACGGUGUAGACGUCAAGGAUCUGGAAUUCAGCUUCAUCGGAGGGCGGACGUUUUGCACGCGAGACGAGGAGCACAAUCUUAAUGACCCUUACUAUGUGUCUAGUACGGGACACGGGACCAUCAUGGCGAAGCAGAUUCACUUGCUGUGUCCUCGGGCGCAGUUCUAUGUUUUAAGGCUGGAGGAUCAUGCUUCAGAAGAGGGCGGUCGACAAAUUACAGCCAAGAGUGCCGCACAAGCAAUUUUGGCGGCCGUGAGAAAGAAGGUCCACAUCAUUUCCAUGUCUUGGACCAUCGAUCCUCCCGAGGACGAGGAAGAGAGGCGGCUCCUUGACUUGGCCAUAGGAGCGGCGGCAAACGAAAACAUUCUCCUCUUCUGUUCGGCGAGCGACAAGGGAGCCAAGAGCAGCGAAACCUAUCCCUCCAAAGCGACGAAAAAGAUAUUCACCAUCGGAGCGGCGACAUCAUCGGGAAUGGCCGAUCCUUGGGUCGGCAAUCUAGGAAAUAUCAACUUUACUUUCCCAGGUACCAAAGUCGAGAUGGAUGGUCCCCGAACUGAUGAUUCGUCAUUGAGGGAGGUGAGUGGCUCAUCCAUCGCAACCGCUUUGGCUGCAGGUCUGGCAGGGCUGGUGUUGUAUUGCGUUCAGGUACGCCUGCUGGUGGCGACGGACCAGGAAAAGCAAAAGGCGCGGCGGGAUUUCCAGCUUUUGAAGCAGCACGACUAUAUGAUGAAAGCCCUCAAAGACAUUGGUACCACGGAGGAGAGUAACCACAAGUUUAUUGAAGUAUGGGAGGUAUUUGGAAAGAAGGUCGAAGAGAAAGAGAGAUAUGAUCAGGAGAGGUGGCUCGAUUUGAUCGCUGAAGUGGGUAUGAUUCUAUGCAGAAAGAUUAGUUAAUUCAGCACCACGAUCAUAGUCAGAAGUAAUGGCGUUUGUUCUUUAGCAACCCGAGGGAAAGCUAUCACAGCUAUCACCGCAGGUAGAGCAACUGUCUUCAAACAGGUUUUCAGCCAUCCCUGCAUAGCC
Molecule: messenger RNA, 1896 nt
Organism: Trichoderma atroviride IMI 206040
Lineage: Eukaryota; Fungi; Ascomycota; Sordariomycetes; Hypocreales; Hypocreaceae
Source: RefSeq, a predicted model, not a curated record